CAAAGUUCUCACCCUCCCAUCCAACUCUGGAAAAAGAAAUCGGGCACUGAUAUUGCUCGGUUGCUGCUUGGCUCAUGUUUCCAUCCACCUUACAGUUUCAAAUGUGAGACUAGGGUGGUGGUUUGAUUUGCUCUAGAGACAGCAGAGUACAGAGAGGCAGGGACAGGGAGAAGGGGGGAAAUUUCUUGUGUUGAAAGGAGGACUUUCUAAGCUUGGCUGUGCCACAUGCUGUUUGUCUUCUGAUGUGUAAAAAAAUGGCACAUGCACCAUGCUUGCUGGGAUAAAAGGUGAGUUUUGGAUAAAAGGUCUUGGAUAAAAGGUUGGAAGACAACAGAGAAAUGGUUCUUUCAAAAGUAGCUGAAAAAGUGGGUGACGAGACGAUUCUGCAUUUUGUCCUUUGCAUCAGUUAUCCAAACAUCUUGUGCUAGUACUGCUUGGCUUGGCAAAAAGGACAUGUGAAAAGAGUCUCAGGGGUUGCAGCUAGAAGAGAGCAUGACUCAGCUGUCAGAUGCAUCUUUGAUAGAUUGUAUUAAGAGUGCCAUAUAACUGUUUCUUCCAGUAAUCAGUGUACUUUAUUCUGCACUAGUCAUAUGUAAUCUGAGUGCUGCGCCUGUUGCUAGACUUCUACAAAGAUGCAAACUAUAGAUAAACUGGAUUAUUUGUGCAUGCAGCCUUCAGCAGAGGAAGAAAGUGCAUAUUUACAAGAAAUGUAAUGCUGCACAUUGGCCUGCAGAGGGAUCAGAACAGUUUUUACUUUCGAGGCAUUGAAGAGCUGAAGUUUCAUAAAUCAGGACAUCACUUAGGCACUUCUGAUGCAGCAGACCGGGAUCCUUCUCUCCACUUUGUAGUCAUUUAAGUAGGAAAGCAACCUCUUGGGUAGAAUACCUGGGCUUUUCCUCACUCCUCAAAGUGGCCAGGACAGCUCACAAGGCAAUUGCAAUGAAGACCCUACAGAAACAAGCUGCCUGAUGAACAACAGUGUUCAAGUAUAUCCAAAUUUUUCGUCCUUCCUUUUGGAAAGGCUUCUGUCUACUUUAAGAAUCGAAGACCAGAGAGAGAUUCAUCAAGUGACUUUUCUCUUGACCCUACAUCUCCUUUUUGAAAUAAGGACACUCCCUUGAAUGCUCAGUCUGUCUUCCUGUUAAAGAUGGAAGCAUUGCUCAGGUUCUUUCUUUUCUGGAAGGUAUUUUCUUCAACAUCUUUUGGCUACCCAAGUGGCAAAAUCAGUGUGGCUUGUAAUUCUAUGUUACCCAGUCAUGAAAAUGCCAUUUCACAGACUUCUCUACCACCGUAUGCCAUUUCCAUCUCCAACACAUCAUUCACCCCAGGAGAUGAAAUCAUAGUAUCUCUAACUGGAGUCAAUGGUUCCAGCUUUAAAGGAUUUCUACUCCAGGCUCGAACACCUGGAGGAGAGGCUGCUGUUGGAAGCUUUCAAAUCCUAAAUCCUAACACACAAGGGCUUAUAUGCAACAAUAUUCAGAAUUCUGCAGUGAGUCACACAAACCGGGAUGACAAGCAAAAUGUAACAGCUGUUUGGAUUGCACCUCCUGGCGUGGGACAAGUUGUUUUCAGAGCAACAGUCGUACAGAGUUUUGCCACAUUUUGGGCUCAGGUUCAAAGCCAUCUUCUUGUGUCUUCCAACACACCAUCUGUUUCUACUUUACCCAGUUUGUCACAGAGUACUACUCCCUCUGCAACCAUCUCCACAGAAGAAGGAUGUGGUACAGAGAAAUUCUGUUUCAGUAACCCUACAGGGUGCAGUCCAAAGGAUCCAAACUGUUACUUCAUGUCAUCUGAAGCAUUAGAGAGUCCUGCAUUCAAAUUUGAAAUGAGUGGUCUUUCAGAUGGCUAUAUAGCUAUUGGUUUUUCUGAUGACACAAUUAUGGGGAAUGAUGACAUCUAUAUUUGUGAUAGAAAUGCCACAGAUCAUAUAGAGGUUCAACAUGCCUUCUCAACUGGACGUACUAGACCUACCCCUAUGCCUCUGGGUGAAGUGGAAGUUCUAGCAACAUCCUUUAACAAUGGAAUCAUCAGAUGUUCUUUCAUUUCAAGAAAUGCUAUAUCAACUCAGCCAAGAGAUGCUGGCAAUUUGUACUACAUAUUUUUGGCUUUUGGACCAUCGUCAUCUGGUCAGAUACUGAAGCAUACCAGGAGACCUUUCAUCACUGAUCAGAAGGUGAACAUUUCAAGCUUCCAAUCACUAGGGGGCACUGCUUCUACACCUUUGAUUAUUAAGGCUCAUGGUGCUCUCAUGCUGAUUGCUUGGAUGACCACAGGCAGUGUAGGAAUGAUAUUUGCCAGGUACCUGAAGAAGUCCAUCAAAAAAACUCUUCUGGGUAAAGAUAUUUGGUUUCAGAUACACUUGUUCUUCAUGUUGCUAACUGUGGUGGCAACAUCAAUUGCUUUCAUACUGAUCUUUGUAGCAGUAAAAGGAUGGAGUGAUAAUGCAGGAGCCCAUGCUGUUAUUGGAUGCAUUGUCAUGGUCCUUUCAUUCUUUCAACCAGUGAUAGCAUUUUUGCGACCUUCUCUUACAAAUAAUAGGAGGUUUGUUUUUAAUUGGUUUCACAUGCUAAAUGCAUUAGUCAUCAAAGUUUUGGCAGUUUCUGCCAUAUUUCUGGGACUGCAAAUGCUCAGCAACACUUCUAGCCAGUGGAUGGUCAAAACAAUGGGAGGCUUUGUGGGCUGGGAGGCCUUACUAGCCAUCAUGCUGGAUGUAAAUCUUUGGUUGAAAAAGAAAGAAAUCUAUGAAGAUCCACAACCAAAGGUGAAAAACGAACUAUUACUACUGCUAAUAUAUCUGUGUGGCAACCUGGCAUUUUUAAUAGUUCUGCUUGUAGGUAUUGGAAGAUCAUAAAAUGAAUGUUUCUUUGGUGGGGAAAUGAGAACUGCACUUGCUGUUUUACAACCUGUAUCCCCCAAAAAGAGAUUGUCAGAAAUUUUACUUCUGCAAUGGCUAAUAGUAUCCUGACUUUGUCUUCAAAACAGAAUGUUGUGCAGAAUAUUGUCUAAAAUCUGAUUUAAAGAUAGAUUCAAGGAUCACAGAUCAAAGUAUGAAUCAUGAUAGAAAUACAUAGCAUGAUCUGGAGUAAAUGUGCAUAUCUGAUAUAUAUGAUAGACAUUUCCACAGACAUUGCGUAAUCCACAGAUGUUAAAACUAGAGUAAGGAAAACUGAUGCCUUUUUUAUGAUGUAAUUGUUAUAAUCAAAUGUUAUUUUUUUUACUCUGAAAUAUAUGAUUGUAUAUACCAUUUAACUCUUAAGACAGAUUCAAGCUACUAUAGAGGCUUUAUUAGCUUGUCUAAUAGAAAUACAAUCCAGUUCCUCUUUGGAUGCUACAAACUGAAGAACUGUAAUUCUACAAGCGUUUCUUUAACAGUAAAUCCCAUUGACUGUGUUAGAAAUCUUGGAUUUUGGCUCUUCCCAAACUACAAAUGCUGUUUGAGAUCUACAAAAGAAAAAUAAUUGCAUUGUUAAUGUUAUAAGUAAAAGUAGGAUAUUUCAUCCACUAAUUAUGCUCCCACCCAAGACACAGAUUACAGGAAGAAGUGGGAAUAAAAAAUGGGAUGAUCACUAUCUAUCAGCUAUGCUAGGUAGUUUCACAAAGGUAUAGGACUAAGGAAACAGAAUCACAAACUUCCACUUGGCCAUGAAGCUCUUAGGACCAGUCAUUAUCUCUCAGCCUAACCCGCCCCACAGGGUUGUUGUGUCAAUAAAAUUAGGGAUGGGAAGCAUAUGUUUAGACUCAUUGGAGGAAAAGUGGCAUAUAAAUGUAACAAAGAAACAGUUGAGACAAAAUCUGGGCCUAGAAUCUGGGCCAUUACUCCACACAGAAACACACACUGUUCCUCUAAAGUAUACAGUUAAUUAGUGUAUGUACAAUCCUCCUAGAGCCAGUGUGGCAUAGUGGCGUGAGCAAUGGAUUAUGGCUCUGGAGACCAGGGUUUGAUUACCAGCUUGGCCAUGAAACCAACUGGGUGACCUUGGACAAGACACAUGAUCUCAGCCUCAAG
Sceloporus undulatus (fence lizard) is the source of this 4009-nucleotide messenger RNA. RefSeq names its product putative ferric-chelate reductase 1. The record is from RefSeq and is a predicted model, not a curated record. Gene Ontology annotation, molecular function: oxidoreductase activity, acting on metal ions. Lineage: Eukaryota; Metazoa; Chordata; Lepidosauria; Squamata; Phrynosomatidae. Bases 1148 to 2854 code for a protein of 568 amino acids. The transcript has 18 exons.